AGUGGCAGCUGUCCUCUCUCUCUCACACCUCCGAAGCUCCUAACUCCGACCAGGCCUACCUAUCAGCAAUGCUCAAUUACUCCGAGCCACGCUUUGGCCCACCAGCCCAAACACUAUCCACGUAUGCCAGAAACACAAUGGGCUUCUAGAAGCCUGGGAACCCGCGGAGCCGCGCCGCCCCGCUUAGCUAACGGCAUAUCUCGCGUCCAACUGGCCCGCUGCUGCUCGGAGUCCCCGAGCCCCCCGGAAAAAAAGCAGCGUGCCUCAUGCUCGUCGCGCAUGCAGUGCUCGUUCUGCAUCUGCGGCGCAGCUGCGUCGCUGGGGGGGUUCAGCCAUGCCUACAGGGAGCGACGCCAUGUCACCGACGUGGGGGUUCGCCGAAGGCCUUCAUCAAAACGCCUUCACUUCAGGCAACUCUCCCUUUGCAAUCAUCCAAUCCGUCUAGUCUGUUUCAAGUCUACACGCUCAUCUAACCGUCCGAGAUUCGAGGACUCCUCGCUCCGUGCCGCGCCCGGGCUCCAUUGCAGGGCAGUCCGGCUCUCGGAGGUUUGGGCUCCGGCUGCCCUUGGCGCUCCAUCUCCCAAAGGGCUCUUGUCGAUUCCCUGAAGAAUCCUUGCGCGCGCUAUGUCAUAUUUCUACAGCACGACACCACAUGCUCGUCCAAUUAUUGGCAGAUUCAACAUGCCCCAAUGCUACCUUGGACGAAAAUCCUCCGCCAACGUUGCGCUCGGCUCUCACCGGGGAAAGACCUGGCUAAGAGCUUCCUGAAAGACCCCCACGUUGUAGUCGAUCAGCACCUUCUUCUCUGCCGGAGAAUCGUCUCCCAUGAGACAGAUCAGAGCCAGAUACCUGGUGUGGUUUUAGC
This is a messenger RNA of Aplosporella prunicola CBS 121167, 865 nucleotides long. RefSeq lists its product as uncharacterized. The transcript has a single exon. NCBI's taxonomy places the organism in Eukaryota, Fungi, Ascomycota, Dothideomycetes, Botryosphaeriales, Aplosporellaceae. The record is from RefSeq and is a predicted model, not a curated record. Bases 124 to 606 code for a protein of 160 amino acids.